CUUGUGAGGAGGCGUGACACAACCACACCUCCCAAUAUGAUUGGUUGUUCUCUCUGAAAGCGUUUUUUUUCCGCCGAGGUGAAGGUGAAACGCGAUUUCUAACCGCGAUGUCACUCUUCAGCACACACAGUCACCUCUGCCGACGGCUGGCACACAAGUAUGUGUCCAGGACCUACACCUCACGCCCGACUCUCAAUGAAGUUGUCAUUGUCAGUGCAGUCCGCACCCCUAUGGGGUCGUUUAAGGGCAGCCUCUCUGCGCUUCCUGCGACCAAGCUGGGCUCCAUUGCCAUUAAAGGAGCGAUCGAGCAGGCAGGAAUCCCACCUGAGGAGGUGAAGGAGGUGUACAUGGGCAACGUGCUGCAGGCAGGUGAAGGGCAAGCUCCAACGCGACAAGCUCUUCUAGGCGCCGGUCUGCCUCUGUCCACUCCAGCAACGACGAUUAACAAAGUCUGUGCCUCCGGAAUGAAGUCCAUCAUGAUGGCCGCACAGAGUCUGAUGUGUGGGCACCAGGACGUGAUGGUAGCAGGUGGCAUGGAGAGCAUGUCUCAGGUUCCUUAUGUGAUGGCGAGAGAGACGCCUCCCUAUGGCGGGGUGAAGUUGGAGGAUCUCAUCGUGAAGGACGGCCUUACGGAUGUCUACAACAAAUUUCACAUGGGGAACUGCGCAGAAAACACAGCCAAGAAAAGCGGCUUUUCCAGAGAGGAGCAGGACGCCUACGCCAUUAACUCGUACACGCGCAGCAAAGCAGCAUGGGAGUCAGGAAUCCUGGCCAAAGAGGUGGUUCCAGUCAGCAUCCCACAAAAAGGCAAGCCAGACGUUGUGGUUAAGGAGGACGAAGAGUGGAGGAAGGUGGAUUUUAGCAAAGUGCCCAAACUGAAGGCCGUCUUUCAGAAAGAGAACGGCACGGUGACGGCGGCUAACGCUAGCACUCUGAACGACGGCGCGGCUGCGGUUGUCCUCAUGACGGCAGACGCAGCAAAGAGACUUAACGUCACGCCACUGGCGAGGAUUGUAGCGUUUGCCGAUGCUGCCGUGGCUCCUAUCGACUUCCCGAUAGCUCCAGCUUUCGCCGUGCCCAAGGUGCUCGGCGCGGCCGGAGUGAAGAAAGAGGACGUGGCCAUGUGGGAAAUAAACGAGGCCUUCAGUGUGGUUGUUCUGGCCAACGUUAAGAUGCUGGACAUCGACCCAAGCAAAGUGAACGUCAACGGUGGAGCGGUGUCUCUCGGCCAUCCUAUCGGAAUGUCUGGGACGAGGAUCGUCGGACACAUGGUGCACCAUCUGCAGCCCGGGCAAUACGGCCUGGCAGGCAUCUGCAAUGGUGGGGGCGGAGCCUCGUCUGUUCUCAUCCAGAAAUUGUAGACUGCUUGUUAAUGUCGAAUUUUUAAGCUAACAUCUCUAAGGUCAAAUUACCAGACAGUACAACUCCACGACCGCAACUCACAAUUUGUGGUUACAGUCACUCCAGAAUAGGUCACUCCCUUAAUUUGUCCUUUUUUUUUUUUGUGCUGUCGUCGUUGAACACCUUAAAUGUUUAUCAAAUUGCAUAUUUAUGAUUAUGUUUAGCAUUAUUUAAAGUUUCUUCUGAUUUGUGUUUUCCAGUGUGGAGGUUAUUUAAAAAAAAUGCUGAAGUUACAGUAAAAGAGGUCACCAGUCAUUUUAGUUGGUUUGUGUUUAGUCAGUAAUAUUAAACAUUUACGUUUA
Messenger RNA from Ictalurus furcatus (blue catfish), 1703 nucleotides. RefSeq names its product acetyl-CoA acetyltransferase 1 (gene acat1). Lineage: Eukaryota; Metazoa; Chordata; Actinopteri; Siluriformes; Ictaluridae. Bases 108 to 1361 code for a protein of 417 amino acids. Gene Ontology annotation, molecular function: acetyl-CoA C-acetyltransferase activity. The transcript has 12 exons. The record is from RefSeq and is a predicted model, not a curated record. Gene Ontology annotation, biological process: fatty acid beta-oxidation.